Messenger RNA from Prorocentrum cordatum, 277 nucleotides. The record is from the annotation of a GenBank genome assembly. Lineage: Eukaryota; Dinophyceae; Prorocentrales; Prorocentraceae.
GAAUAACGCCGAGAACGGCGAGCAGGCAGAGGCGCAGUGGAAGCAGGUCGAGGCCGGCGCCAUCAAGGGCGCCUCGAAGUACGAGACCAAGGCGAAGAUGCUGGCGGCCUUCAUCGUGGACCCGAGCUUAGGCCAGCGCUACAUCCGCUACAUGCAGGUGUCGUGGGCCAUCAGUUGGCAGGAGGACAUGAUCAGGUCCGACGAGUGGCCGACCGAGAAGCAGUUCUACGACCACUACGGUCAGAGCGAGGGCGAGGGGAUGAUCAACGAUGAUCCG